AAUAUACUUACGUGCAAUUCAUGUAUAAGAAAUAUAUUUUGUAUAAAUUUUCACGGGGAUAAAUACGUUAAUGAGAUAUCUGCAAAUGUAUACAUACUUUUGCGGGUUCCUGUAAAGAUAAGCAUAUAUGUAUGUAUAUAUAUGGACGCCUCUCUUUUGUUAUCGAGGGUUGAAAAUGUUUGAAAGGAUCUGCAAGUUGCUUGAAAUGUUCAGAGAUUCCUGAAUAAUUGUUGCCUAACAUUAUAUACAGACAGACAAGUUGGGAUUAUUUCGUCCCUCUAUUUUAACCUGCGACCUUAAACAACAACCCGGGAGGAAGCAAGAUGCGCUGCUUGAAUGAUUGACCGCUUACAGAUUCGUCGCUUGGGUGCAGCUGCUAGAAAAAAACGCGCGGGAGGCGGAAGCAGCUUUCACACCGGCAGCGGCAUUACAACGCCAGCGACAGCUAGCACCAGCUCCUCCAGCGGAAACAGUUUCACACCUCAGCAACAUCUACUCUCGCAACCUCAGCAACACCAGCACUCGUUCAUAGGGAGCUCCCAGCAGCAAAUCAGUCAGAUUAGCCUUAACCCAUCGUCAGGUAGCAGCCCCUGCAACGGAUUGGGCAUACGUCAAGAUGCAUCCAGCGUGCUCAACAGUCCAACAACUAUUGUAAACUCGGGCAGCUGCAACAGCACUGCCUACGGGAUGCAACAGCAGGUUGGAGGUUUGUCAACAGCGGCGGUGACGAGUACGCCGACAAUUAUAGGCAGCCACACCGCAAGCAAUGCCCUCAACAAUGGAGCGGGAGGAACAGUUUGCCCAGUGGGAGGUGUUAGUGGAGGCCUCAAUCUGCUGGGCAGCAUUGGCGGUCUGGGAGGUGGUGCCGCAGUCGCUGGUAUGGGCAUUUGCGGUGGUAUAAGCAGCACCGUGGGCAGUGCUGCUAUUACAGGAGUGCCGCCAAUCGGAUUGGGGAUUGCCACAGGAAUUGGGAAUAAGAUUAUGUUGGGUCGGAAGCAAAGCCUCAAGGGCGGUGAACCCUUUCUAGCUGACUACGGCCCGGAGGAAUCGUUAAACGAGAGCGCCGAUAUUGAGUGGGUGAACAAGUUGUGGGUGCGACGAUUGAUGCGUUUGUGCGCGUUAAUCUCACUGGCGUCCGUCUCCUUAAAUACGCCGAAGACCUUCGAGCGUCAUCCCUCAUUGCAGUAUAUCACUUUUGUCUUAGACACAGCUGUGACAGUGCUAUUCACGGCCGAAAUGAUUGCCAAAAUGCAUAUUCGUGGAGUUCUAAAUGGCGAGGUGCCUUACCUUAAGGAUCAUUGGUGUCAGUUUGAUGCCUCCAUGGUAAGCUUUCUCUGGGUCUCCAUCAUACUUCAAAUAUUCGAAGUGCUUGAAAUCGUACCUAAAUUCUCCUACUUAUCCAUUAUGAGGGCUCCGCGUCCGCUUAUUAUGAUACGCUUUCUUCGUGUUUUUCUUAAAUUUAGUAUGCCCAAGAGCCGCAUCAAUCAAAUCUUCAAACGCUCAAGUCAGCAGAUUUAUAAUGUGACGCUAUUCUUUUUGUUCUUCAUGUCGUUGUAUGGACUUCUCGGUGUGCAGUUCUUUGGAGAGCUGAAAAAUCAUUGUGUUAUGAAUAACACCGGUUAUGAUCAGUUGGGCAGGCCUGUACUCACAAUUAACUCAUUGGCGAUACCAGACACAUUCUGCUCAAUGGAUCCUGACUCAGGCUAUCAAUGCUCGCCGGGCAUGCGUUGUAUGAAGAUGGAUUUUUUGAGUAGCUACGUUAUAGGCUUCAAUGGCUUCGAGGACAUUGCGACAAGUAUUUUUACAGUAUAUCAAGCCGCCUCGCAAGAAGGAUGGGUUUUUAUUAUGUACCGCGCAAUAGACUCGCUCCCAGCAUGGCGUGCGGCAUUCUACUUCAGCACUAUGAUUUUUUUUUUAGCUUGGCUGGUUAAGAACGUGUUUAUAGCUGUCAUAACGGAAACUUUUAACGAGAUACGCGUACAGUUUCAACAGAUGUGGGGAGCUAGAGGCCACAUACAAAAGACGGCUGCUUCUCAAAUACUUAGCGGAAACGAUUCGGGCUGGCGAUUGGUCACAAUCGAUGACAAUAAGCAUGGCGGAUUAGCGCCUGAGACCUGCCAUGCAAUUUUGCGCUCUCCAUAUUUUCGAAUGCUGGUUAUGUCGGUUAUACUCGCUAAUGGUAUUGUGACGGCCACGAUGGCAUUUAAGCAUGACGGUAGGCCACGUCAUGUAUUUUAUGAGAGAUAUUACUACAUAGAGGUGAUAUUUACGUGUCUCCUCGAUCUCGAAACAAUGUUUAAAAUCUACUGCCUGGGUUGGCGUGGCUAUUACAAGCAUUCUAUACACAAGUUUGAGCUGUUGCUUGCAGCGGGUACUUCACUACACAUAGUUCCCAUCUUCUAUCUGUCUGGAUUGACUUAUUUUCAAGUGCUUAGGGUAGUGCGACUCAUAAAAGCCUCUCCCAUGCUAGAAGGCUUUGUGUAUAAAAUUUUUGGACCCGGAAAAAAGCUAGGCUCGCUUAUAAUCUUCACCAUGUGCUUACUAAUCAUUAGCUCGAGCAUUUCAAUGCAACUAUUUUGCUUUUUAUGCGACUUCACCAAGUUUGAGUCAUUCCCGGAGGCGUUUAUGAGUAUGUUUCAGAUUCUAACGCAAGAGGCGUGGGUGGAGGUCAUGGAUGAAACUAUGAUACGCACUAGUAAAACGCUGACACCGCUAGUAGCCGUUUAUUUUAUAUUAUAUCAUCUUUUUGUUACGCUCAUCGUGCUCAGUCUUUUCGUAGCGGUAAUAUUGGACAAUUUGGAGUUAGACGAGGACAUUAAGAAACUAAAGCAGCUAAAGUUUCGCGAGCAAAGCGCGGAAAUUAAGGAGACCCUUCCCUUUCGAUUACGAAUUUUCGAAAAGUUUCCAGACUCACCACAAAUGACCAUUCUUCAUCGCAUUCCCAAUGAUUUUAUACUGCCCAAGGUGCGUGAGAGUUUCAUGAAGCAUUUUGUAAUUGAAUUGGAAACGGAGGACCCAUCGCUUGUGGAGAACUGUAAACGGCCGAUGUCUGAGUGCUGGGAGUCCAAUGUUGUCUUUCGUAAGCAAAAGCCAGUGCGCAUUAUGAACAAAACCGCAAAGGUCAGAGCCGCAGGAAGCAGCCUCCGAAAAUUGGCCAUCACUCAUAUAAUAAAUGACAGUAACAAUCAGCGUCUUAUGCUGGGUGACUCGGCCAUGUUGCCAGUGGUGGGCACUAAGGGCGGCCUAAAAUCACAGGGUACCAUUACACAUUCCAAGCCAUGGCGGGUUGACCAAAAGAAAUUUGGAUCCCGCUCCAUACGUCGCAGCGUGCGCUCUGGAUCUAUUAAACUAAAGCAGACAUAUGAGCAUCUCAUGGAGAAUGGUGACAUUGCUGCUGCACCUCGCGCCAAUUCCGGCCGGGCUAGGCCUCACGACCUAGAUAUCAAGCUGUUGCAAGCGAAGCGUCAGCAAGCAGAAAUGCGACGCAAUCAGCGCGAGGAAGAUUUACGUGAGAAUCAUCCGUUCUUUGACACGCCGCUGUUUCUUGUGCCUCGAGAGAGUAGUUUUCGCAAGAUCUGCCAAAAAAUCGUUCAUGCACGCUAUGAUGCGAGGCUCAAAGAUCCAUUAACUGGAAAGGAGCGCAAGGUGCAGUACAAGAGCUUGCAUAACUUCCUUGGUCUUGUCACUUAUCUUGACUGGGUUAUGAUUAUUGCUACCACUCUUUCAUGCAUCUCCAUGAUGUUCGAGACCCCGAGUUAUCGUUUAAUGGAUCAUCCCACGCUGCAGAUCGCUGAAUAUGGUUUUGUUAUUUUCAUGAGCCUGGAACUUGCUCUGAAAAUUCUUGCUGAUGGUUUGUUUUUUACACCUAAAGCUUACAUCAAGGAUGUGGCUGCAGCGCUUGACGUUUUUAUAUACGUAGUUUCAACUUCAUUUCUUUGCUGGAUGCCACACAACAUACCCACCAAUUCGGCGGCCCAACUGCUGAUGAUUCUACGCUGCGUGCGUCCGUUGAGAAUCUUUACGCUGGUACCGCACAUGCGAAAAGUGGUCUAUGAGCUAUGUCGCGGCUUUAAAGAAAUCUUAUUGGUUUCAACGUUGUUGAUUCUUCUCAUGUUCAUCUUUGCUAGUUACGGAGUACAGCUUUAUGGUGGUCGUUUGGCACGCUGUAACGAUCCCACAAUAAUUCGUCGUGAGGAUUGCGUUGGUGUAUUUAUGCGACGCGUAUUUGUCACUAAAAUGAAGCUGACACCGGGUCCAGACGAAUCCUAUCCGGCCAUGUUGGUGCCGCGAGUAUGGGCCAAUCCCCGUCGCUUUAACUUUGACAAUAUUGGUGAUGCCAUGCUUACACUCUUCGAGGUGCUAUCGUUUAAGGGUUGGUUAGAUGUGCGCGAUGUUCUCAUUAAAGCCGUUGGACCGAUUCAUGCUAUUUACAUCCAUAUCUAUAUAUUUUUGGGAUGCAUGAUCGGCUUGACUCUAUUUGUUGGUGUAGUCAUCGCAAACUAUUCAGAGAAUAAAGGCACAGCAUUGCUCACCGUUGACCAGCGCCGAUGGUGUGACCUAAAAAAGCGUCUUAAGAUCGCUCAGCCUCUUCAUUUGCCUCCACGUCCGGAUGGACGAAAGAUUCGUGCCUUUACUUAUGACAUUACUCAGCACAUUAUCUUCAAACGGGUCAUUGCUGUGGUAGUGCUCAUCAACAGUAUGUUGCUGUCUAUAACGUGGAUCAAGGGCGAAGUCCACACGGAGCGUCUAGUCAUUGUUAGUGCUGUCCUGACCGUUGUUUUUGUCGUUGAAGUGGUUAUGAAAAACAUUGCAUUUACACCUCGUGGCUAUUGGCAAUCCAGGCGUAAUCGAUACGACUUGCUUGUAACCGUUGCUGGCGUGAUCUGGAUUAUAUUACAAACAAUUCUCAGGAACGAUUUAUCGUACUUCUUCGGAUUUAUGGUAGUUAUUCUACGGUUUUUUACUAUCACUGGAAAACACACCACACUAAAGAUGCUCAUGUUAACAGUCGGUGUGUCCGUGUGCAAGUCAUUUUUCAUCAUCUUUGGAAUGUUUCUAUUGGUAUUCUUUUAUGCCUUGGCCGGAACCAUUCUAUUUGGUACCGUCAAGUAUGGGGAAGGUAUUGGGCGACGGGCGAACUUUGGAUCACCGGUGACGGGUGUGGCAAUGUUGUUUCGUAUUGUCACUGGUGAGGAUUGGAAUAAGAUCAUGCAUGAUUGUAUGGUGCAGCCUCCAUACUGCACCCUAGGUGAGAAUUACUGGGAAACGGAUUGCGGAAACUUUACAGCAAGUUUGAUAUAUUUUUGCACAUUUUACGUGAUAAUUACGUACAUUGUGCUUAAUCUACUAGUGGCUAUUAUUAUGGAGAAUUUUUCUCUGUUCUACUCGAAUGAGGAGGAUGCUUUACUGUCCUAUGCAGACAUACGCAAUUUUCAGAACACUUGGAAUAUUGUGGACAUACAUCAGCGCGGAGUUAUACCCGUUAGAAGAGUAAAAUUCAUUUUGCGGCUUUUGAAAGGCCGGCUGGAGUGUGAUCCUCAAAAGGACCGGUUGCUAUUUAAGUACAUGUGUUAUGAACUAGACAAGCUUCACAACGGCGAAGAUGUAACCUUUCACGAUGUAAUUAACAUGCUAUCGUAUCGCUCUGUAGACAUACGUAAAGCGUUGCAGCUGGAGGAACUGCUGGCGCGUGAGGAGUUCGAAUACCUGGUGGAAGAGGAAGUAGCCAAGAUGACAAUUCGUACCUGGCUUGAAGGUUGUCUAAAGAAGAUACGGGCGCAAAAUGCUAGCAAACAACAAAACUCACUGAUUGCAGGAUUACGUGCCACUAAUGAGCAGUUGGUGAUGCGUGCCAAUGCGCAGGAGGACAAAACGUCCAGUGGAAUAUUAGAAAAAUCAGCUAUAAGCACCAUAAGUGGUGCAGUUGCUGGUACUUGCCCGCCCACAAGUGAUGCUUUCUCCCCAACUUUAAGCUCGACGGAAAAUGAUGAAAAGGAUGUCAGUAGUAGCGCAGUGGUGCUUCCUCACACUGAUUCACAUGUUUCUAGUGUUCGCCAUGUCAUGUCAGUUGGCAAGCGUGCAUAUGCUCUUAAUCGCAGCGACUCAACUGGUAGUUCGGCAGGGAGAAAAUUUUUGGCACCCACAUCUAGCGAUCCACAGCAGCGCUCAACACUGAGUGAUAAGGAGCGACUACACAUUAGCAGCCAGCAGCGUAAAAAAAAUUCGAUGACUACACUACCGCAUGUUGUCCAGCUGGGUCAGUUGGGAAAACAGCGUGAGACAAACAAGUCAUCCAGUUUUUUUUCGCAGCUAAACAGCGAGAUUGGACAGUUUUACUAUCCGACCAUUAACGCGACUGCUGUUGCUGUUGCCGCACUGCAUACCUUUGCGGAUCAUCAUCAGCAUCUUCAUGGACCACUGAGUAGCCCCUCGGCCCUAAUAAGUCAGCUAAUUGCAGGCAGUGGAAAACUGCUACCAUUCAACAAUCAGGCAAACGCUGUAUAUGAGGUGCAUGACUGGUGGCAAGAGCAGGUGCUGUGCUCGCAGACAAGCGACGAUGAGGUAUAAGAAGAAAAGGCACAAGGAAUUAUACUUGAUUACGACGAGAGCUAUACACAUUCUCAUUACCAUGCAUCCAUAAAUUCGAAACUAGUAGCCUAGAAAAUUUUAUAUAUGCUUUCUAAUGAAUGAAAACUGGCAUAUUGUUCUGAGAAUCUGACAUACGCAUAAUAUACUAUAUAUGCAUGUACAUAUGUAUUGGUGUUGUUGCCUUUGCACUUCUCUUAGUAGCUACUCAGUUCGUAAUAAUACUUAAAAGUUAUACAUAUAUUACUAAUUAAAAUUGCCUAAGCAGUUUACUGUAGUGGGAGCGAAAUAAAAAACAGCGAUGCCGUUCUAUCACACAAA
Messenger RNA from Drosophila montana, 6906 nucleotides. RefSeq names its product sodium leak channel non-selective protein na (gene na). Gene Ontology annotation, biological process: positive regulation of synaptic transmission, cholinergic; monoatomic ion transport; transmembrane transport. The coding region runs from base 337 to 6567 and encodes 2076 amino acids. Gene Ontology annotation, molecular function: monoatomic cation channel activity. Lineage: Eukaryota; Metazoa; Arthropoda; Insecta; Diptera; Drosophilidae. Gene Ontology annotation, cellular component: plasma membrane. The transcript has 15 exons. The record is from RefSeq and is a predicted model, not a curated record.